Magnolia sinica is the source of this 2680-nucleotide messenger RNA. RefSeq names its product pentatricopeptide repeat-containing protein At2g45350, chloroplastic-like. The record is from RefSeq and is a predicted model, not a curated record. The transcript has a single exon. Bases 336 to 2282 code for a protein of 648 amino acids. Gene Ontology annotation, biological process: RNA modification. NCBI's taxonomy places the organism in Eukaryota, Viridiplantae, Streptophyta, Magnoliopsida, Magnoliales, Magnoliaceae. Gene Ontology annotation, molecular function: RNA binding; protein binding.
GUGGGUUCCACAGAGCCCCUGACGGUACCGUCCGUCUCUCCCUAGGUCCUUGUGUGGGGGUAGUAUCCAAUCCGCUCCCGUAUUAUGUUGCACUAUUUUCACGAAAUAAUUUUUUAAUAAUAUGGUGGGCCCCCAGAGCUUGGGUGUUUUGACCCAUUCACGAUAGGAGCUUCCAGAUGAAUGGCCUGGAUCAUUCCACGGUGGGAGGGAAGUGGCAAGUCUCCAGCGGGAGAGCCUUGUUAGCAAAAAGGCGCGAAGAAGAAGAAGUAGAAAACGAUCAUUAACGGCUUUUUAAAAAGAAGCAGCUACCUACAUUGGCCCUCCCGCCAUGAGAGAUGAAUGGCUCUCUCUCGUCUCUUCUCUACAGCUGCCGGAGCCUCAAAUCCUUAAAAUCCAUCCAUGCCCGUCUACUGAUCGAAGGCUCUAUUGCUUCCUCCGACGUUGUCCUCAGCAGAAUCCUCCGAUCCUAUGGCCGCCUCUGCGCCGUUGAUCACGCCCGCAAACUGUUCGACCAAAUUCUCCAACCCAAUGCUUUCCUGUGGACGGCGCUGAUUUAUGCGCAUGUUGAGAACUGUCUCCAUGAAGAUGCUCUUCUCCUUUUCCGCCGGAUGCGGAUGGAAUCCAUGCCCCCGCUGAAUUUCACCCUCUCAUUGGUCAUUAAAGCCCUGGCCCGGCAAUUGAGGUUGCGAGAUGGGCAGUCCAUUCAUGGGCUUGUAUUCAAAUUGGGGCUUGAGUCCGAUUCAACGGUGCAGAACUCAGUGCUCGACUUGUACUCGAGGUGCAGGGACGUCGAUGUUGCACGCCGUGUAUUCGAUGGAAUGCAUUGCAGAGACAUUGUUUCCUGGAAUUGUAUGAUUUCUGGUUAUUGCAAUAAUAGUAGAAUUGAUGUCGCACAUGGGCUGUUUGAUAGGAUGCCGGAGAGGAAUGUGGUGUCCUGGACAGCGAUGAUUUCUGGGUAUGUGGCAGCUGGCAAUAUCACGGCAGCACAUGCUCUGUUUGAGCAGAUGCCUGUUCGAGACUCUGCCUCAUGGAAUGCAUUGAUUGCUGGGUACAUGAACGCUGGUGAUGCUAAAGCUGCUUGUCGUGUUUUUGAAGAAAUGCCAAAACGGGAUAUCGGAUCAUGGAAUAUGAUGAUUUCUGGCUUAUGUAAAGCUGGAGAAUUGCAUUUGGCGAGGGAUAUGUUUGAUAGAAUGCCUGCCAAAAGUGUAGUGUCAUGGACUAUGAUGGUUGAUGGGUAUAUUAGAACUGGGGAUGUCGAGCAUGCGAGGUGUUUAUUUGAUCAGAUGCCCGAGAAGAAUGUGGUCUCUUGGUCUACCAUGAUUGCCGGUUAUGCUAAACAUGGACAACCUAAUAAUGCUUUGAAGCUGUUCGAGCGAUUUAAGGAAACAGGCAUAAAGCCGGAUGAGACUUUUAUUUUAGUAAUUAUCUCAACUUGCUCGCAAGUAGGACUUCUAGACACAGCCGAAGGUAUUGUUCAUGAAUACAUAGAACAUUCUCAGUUGUCCAAUCCACGGUUGGAUGCUAGUUUAAUAGACAUGUAUGCAAAGUGUGGGAGUGUCGGAAAGGCCUUACAAGUGUUUGAACAUGCUCAUAGGAAGGACUUGGUUUGUUACAGUGCUAUGAUCACAGCUUUCUCCAAUCAUGGUAUGUGUCAAGAUGCGAUCAACCUUCUCAAUGAAAUGCUACAAGCGAAUAUAAGACCUGAUGGGGUAGCUUUUAUUGGGUUGUUGAGUGCAUGUAGCCAUGCGGGCCUCAUCGAUGAAGGCAAGAGGUGCUUUAAACUUAUGACUGAGGAUUUUAGUAUUCAACCAUCGGAGAGACAUUAUGCUUGCAUGGUUGAUCUUCUUAGCCGUGCUGGGUUCCUUGAAGAGGCGCAUAAGCUUAUAAGAGAUAUGCCCAUCAAGCCACAUUCAGCUGUGUGGGGAGCUUUGCUAGCUGCUUGUAGAGUGCACUGCAAUGUUGAGCUGGCCGAAGUUGCAGCGGGCUGCUUGUUCGAGAUCGAGCCAGAUAAUUCAGGUAACUACAUUCUUCUUUCCAAUGUAUAUGCUGCUGCUAAACGAUGGGAUGAUGUUGCUAGAGUAAGAACAAUGAUAAGACAACAUGGGGUGAGGAAAAAUCGAGGUUCUAGCUGGAUAGAGUUGGAUUGUGUUGUUCAUGAGUUUGUCAUGGGAGAUAUGUCACGCUUUGAUUAUAAUCGAAUCCAUGCUGUCUUGGAUUUGUUACUUGAAGAAAUGAAGAAUUUUGGGUAUGGACUAGAAUCCAAUCACAUCAUUCAAUGGUAGCGAGGGAAGGGACGGAUCAGCCAUGUUUGCAAAAUAUGCAGUGCCUGUUCUUGAUUGAGCGCACCAUCAUUCAAUGCCGUUAGGAUGUGCACUUAACAGUUUCUCUGAGCUCCAAUCCUCCUUAUGUGAAGAAAAUGUGUAUGUUGAUCAGGAAUGCUGAUUUGGUGGGCCAUUCAGCUACCAUGUGGAUGGCUAUAUCCUAAAGAUUGCAUUGGUUGGACAAUCUUAACCACUGAGUGACCACUGACCAAAAAUUCUUUCUGAUUGGAUGAUCCCAACGGUCUGCUAAAUGACCUUUUUUUUUUUUAAUCAAUGAAUUUUAUAGUGAUCACUACAUGCUAUCUUUUGUACCAUGGCAAUUAAAUAGUAGGCAUGCAUAACCAGUGUGGCUUUUUAUU